AUGGGACGAAAGCGCAACUCUCGUAAAUCGAGUGAACGCGUUCGUACUCCUCGCAAGACAGCUCCGCAAACCCCGCAACUUCCCUCCCGAGGAACCACCAUGCCUCCCUUCAAGGAUGAGCAUAUCCUUCUCAUUGCGCCGGGUUCGCAAAUGACCCUGGCGCAGCUCGGCCUCCCCGAAACGUUCACGCCCGCGCAAUUCCGGUUCCCAACCCGCAUGUUCCCUGCUGAGAAGAAGGGGGAAUUUGAGCCAUACCGUGUCAAUGAGAAACGUCAUGAGGUCAAGAUCAGCAGUGGCCCAACCGCCCCCAAGGCCGACGUGGAGAUGAAGGACGCUGAAGCCUCAGCUACUGAAGCUGCUGUCAAGCCUGAAGGCGAGACCGAAACCACUGAACCCACUGAGCAGACGACCAAGACAGUCGAGGAGAUCGUGUAUGAGGAGGAUGUGGCUUCAGACGAAGGCGCAAUCUACCCAAUUCAAAAUGGGCGCAUCGUCGACUGGCCUUGCUUCUUUGCCCUGCUCACUCACGUAUACAACACUCUGAGCCCACCUUUCCACACCCCCGUCAUGCUCAUUGGACAGCCUGUCUGGUCCUCGCGCGAUCGUGAAGCAAUUGCGCAAUUCGUCUUUGAGAAGUUCAAGGCACCCGCAUUUAGUCUGAUGGACUCUGCACUCGCGGCUUGCUACGGCUACGGUACAUCGACCGCCACCGUUGUGGAUGUUGGAAAGGGCAAGGUGGAUGUGACUGCUGUGACCGAUUUCGCAGUCAACGAACACGGCCGUGGGAUCGCCCUGGAGGGUUGUGGUGGAGACGCCAUGACCGAUCGCCUUGUUGAGCUUCUCGGCCACAAGGGCUUCACCCGGGAGAUGUGUGAACAGUUGAAACGAAGCAACAUUGUCGAGAUUCUGCCUCCAGGCACGCCACUGCCUGGAGCUGCUGCCACCGCGCGACAGGGUGCUAACCCUGCGGCUGCAGCUUCGACCGGUGGGCCAGAUGCAAACGACUCUGCUCCUCGUGGUCCUGGUGAUGGCACCCAAACCGGAACUGAGUCAAAUAAUGAUGAGGAGGAGGAAGGUGUUCUUGACGUAGCUGCUAUUGUCAGCGGCAACACCACUGAAUACCUGGCCAAUAUUGAAAAGGAGAAGAGCACUAAUAAGAAAGGAGCCGUUGAUCCCAAGGCAGCACGUCUGCCCAACUCCAAGAAAGAAAAGGCUUCCUUCCAAUAUGAGGGCUUCGUGCAGCUCGAGGAUGAGAAGGCAACCGUUAGCGGUCCCCGCCAGUACGUGCGCCACACGCGGGACAUUGAAGUUAGCGUUGAGCGUUUCCUUCUGACUUCACCUCGUUCCAACACUGGAGACCGUUUGACCGGUGGAAUCCUUGAAGAUAUUGCUACUCAAAUCCACCACACCAUUCUUGCCGUCCCAGAUGCCACAAAACGCAGCGAGCUCUGGGACUCAUUAAUCAUCGUCGGAUGUGGCAGCAAGGUCAAGGGUGUAAUUACCCAAAAGUUCAUUCUUUCCCCUUCCGGCACCAUCUUUACAUCUGAAAUUCCAUCCACCUUCACCACGCCUCUCCCCACUGGUGGCACUAAUACCCCGGCACCCAUGGGCCAACCCGGGCCAAUGUACCACCCCGCUGCCCAUGGGGUAAACCCUCUCCUGGUGGCUGCCACACACAACAACCCCGGCAUGCCUGGAAUGCCCGGCGCCAUGCCCGGCACUCCAGGCAUGGAUCCCAACAUGGCAUCCCACUACCGGUCCACGGGUCACUCCCAGACUCCAACCUCAACGAAAACCCUCAAGCUCCCUGAAUACUUCCCAGACUUCAAGGACCAGGGUAACAGCAACGCCCCUGGUGCCAGUGCAGGCAAUGCUGGGGCUACUCCGGGAGCUUCCCAGAGUGGCCACGGCUCGGAAGAGGCCGUCUUCCUCGGUGCCCAGAUGGCUGCCAAGGUUUUCUUCGUCGUGGACCAAGGUCUUAGCAAAGGAUACAUGAGCCGGGUUGACUACAAUGAGAGUGGACCCUCCGCGAUCCAUGAGUACAUUCUGUGA
Messenger RNA from Penicillium salamii, 2052 nucleotides. Lineage: Eukaryota; Fungi; Ascomycota; Eurotiomycetes; Eurotiales; Aspergillaceae. The record is from the annotation of a GenBank genome assembly.